CUGCUCAAUUUAGCGAUUGAUUGAUUUUCUUUGGCAAAUCCAAUAGAAAAGGCUGCCGUCGACAAUAAAACCAGAAGGGAAACUCAAGUUUUUUCGUUUCUUCUAACGCAUUCCAUGCGAUGUGUAAUGACAACGUAAAUCGUGGGAAGAUUCCCACCUUCGACUUCAACGCCCUUCCCAACCGAAACGCCUUCCCACCCUCUUCUCUUCUCUCUUCCUCCUCCGGAUUCCAACAGGAAAACGCACCAAAACCCCGACUUUCCCUUCUCUUGUACGAUAAUUUUUCAUAUAUUUUUCGCCCUAUUUCUUUUGUAGUCAUCUCGAUUUUGUCGGAGUCUGUGUCCUCCGCCAGUACACCUUGCAAUUUCCCUCAUCCCAAUGUGCGGCACGAAUCAGGAUUCUUGACUCUUAAUUUUUCCGCCUUUAAGGACACGAGUGGUUGUUCCGAAAACCCUAAAAAGCUCCGUCCCCUCCGCGUAGUUGGAUUUCCUCGAAUCACGACCAGUCUGCAGAUUUUCUUAUAAUUGUUCAUGUGUUCCCUUUGUAAUCUUGUAUCGCUUAAUCCAAAUAACCACCAUUUUGGCAAGAAAGACAAGGAUUUAUGGUUAUGGUGGUGCUGCCAUCAUCAAUGUAGUUUCAUUUGAAGACAGCACUUGAUGGAUACAUGUAAAGUUGAGCCCCUUGGGGCAACAGCAAAGACGAAGCCCAUUCGGACUGAAGAUAAUCCCAGGUUAGCAUUUUUGUCUCCAGAGAAGAAUGAUGUCAUCCACAGCACGCAAAAGCCCUGGAAUGUUGCUUCUAGGUACAUGAAUGGUAUUUCUUCAACUGUAUCAACUUCCAGUACACCAAGACGAUUCUCCUCUCCAAUUGGCAGUCACAGUCACACGACCCCUGCACCCUGGGUGCCAAUGCCUAAACGAUCUCAAUCAGCUGAGAGGAGAAGAGCAGGAACCCCUUCAUCAAAUAUUUCUGCACGGCCUUCCCUAUCUAGGCCUUCUACUCCAUCAUCCCCAUCUUCUAGGUCAGCAACUCCAGUACGAGAUGUUGUUACAGAAGUUCACAAUACCGCAAGACAAUUACCCAACAACAAGGCUCUUGAUGGCUUGUGGCCUUCAAUCCGAAGCCUAUCUUCUUCUUUCCAGUCAGAAUCUCUUGCAGUUUCAGUUAGCAAGAGAGAAAAGCUGGUUGCAAAAUCCUCAUCAGUGAAAUCAAUUAAUUCACCAUCAAAUGUGGUAUCUGAGAGAAAGAGGACUCCUCUAAGAGGAAGAAACACAUCUAACCAAUUAGAGAAUUUAACACCACGAGAAAACUCAAACACUAAGGUUAUAGAUCGACAUCGGUGGCCUUCCAUGAUGGGCGGGAGGCUAUCUGCAAAUGGAAGUGUGGAUCUUUCUGAUAAGGUAAGUAGAUCUGCUAGGAGAGUUGCCUCACAAAGGAUUUCCUCUAAUAAGACAGACCUCACAUCCAGUAGUGCAUCCAGACAUCCCGAGAUCUCACUAUCUAAUGCAGCUGAGCAGUCAUUUAAUGAUGAAGGUGGAAGACUGGAACAAAAUGGCAAACCAUUUGUGAAUUCUCCAUCUCAAGGUACAAUGAGAUCCUCAUCUAUGACACAUUCAACUAGUACUCAGUCAUCAUCCAUCCCAAGUCUGUGGCGCCCUUCAUCACCAAGGACUCAGUCAGCAGUCAACCCAGGUUCGCGGCACUCUUCAUUGUCAAGUACUCGGUCAUCAAUCAUCCCAGGUUUGCUGUGCCCUUCAUCACCAAGUAAAGUUUUAUCAACAUCUACAUCUAGGAGUAUGCUGAGUCCUUUGAGGAUGAGAGCAUCUACUCCAGUGUCAUUGUCAAGCAAUGUUACUAACACACUGGGUGGCACAUCCUCCAUCUUUAAGUGCAAAUCUUAUGGGCAAAGAGAAAAAUUGGGUGCAAGUGACAUAGAAGAUGCUCAUCAACUAAAGUUGCUGUAUAGUACAAGUUUGCAGUGGCGCUUUAUUAAUGCCCAAACAAAUGAGACAUUAUCAAUUCAAAGGACGGGGACAGAGAAUGUUCUUCGAAGUGUUUGGAAUAGUAUCUCAAUCUUGCGUAAUUCGGUCCUCAUGAAAAGGAUUGAUGUGCAGCAGUUGCAGCAGGAGAUGAAAUUAGGUGUUAUUUUGAUGGGACAGAUGAUGUCUCUUGAACAGUGGGCCGCAUUAGAAAAGGAACACUGUAGCUAUUUGUCUGUGGCGAUUGAAGCUCUUAACACAAGCAUUCUACGCCUUCCAGUGAUGGAAGGAGCAAAGGCAGAUGUAAUUGAUAUGAAGAAUGCUGUUAGUUCGGCAGUUGAUAUGUUGCAUGCUAUCGGCUCCUCUAUUUUUCGUUUAUUAUCUAAGAUAGAAUGUACAAAGUCCCAACUUUCUGAACUUGAUGCUGUCACAGCAAAAGAAAAAUUCAUGCUUGAUGAAUGCAGAGAGUUACUAACUUCUGCUGCAGCAAUACAGGUGGAAGAGUCCAGUCUUAGAGCACAGUUGAUGCUGCUUAGGAAUGAUGCUCGCAAUCUAAAUCAGACUGUUCGAUGGAGUUAAUAGAUGACCAGAGAUCAUACUUAUCGCGGCAAGAACAGCGGAUAGGAAGAUAGAACAGAACAUUUUUUUUUUUAAUGAAUCAUGCAUACAUACAAAAGUUAUCUUUCUAGCCUUCCCCUCUCCCAUUUUUUCUUCUUUUUCUGUAUCUCUUUGGAGGGCCGGAAUGUAUUUAUACACCAGUGUAUUUUCUGAAUCACUUGCAAAAGCAGAGAGCAAAGAAAGCCUAGGAAUAGUGGCCAUGCAAAAAGAGUGAAGUUGCAUAUUUCAUGGCUC
Messenger RNA from Zingiber officinale, 2831 nucleotides. Its product is annotated as AUGMIN subunit 8-like. NCBI's taxonomy places the organism in Eukaryota, Viridiplantae, Streptophyta, Magnoliopsida, Zingiberales, Zingiberaceae. Gene Ontology annotation, biological process: spindle assembly; centrosome cycle. Gene Ontology annotation, cellular component: nuclear microtubule; centrosome; cytoplasm. The record is from RefSeq and is a predicted model, not a curated record. The transcript is spliced from 9 exons. Bases 657 to 2558 code for a protein of 633 amino acids. Gene Ontology annotation, molecular function: microtubule binding.